CUAAAGAUGCGCAGUAGCAUGCUUAUUGUGGGUCAUUGAUUCCGUCACAGGCCACAACAAGCCACUCUAAUGUUAUUGAAGAAGUUAAAGGGCUAUGUCGGUAAUAAGGCACGUCCAGAAGGUUCUAUUGCUGAGACUUAUUUGAUCGAUGAAUGUCUCACAUUUUGCUCGCGUUAUUUGACUGGAGUUGAUGCUGUAUUUAAUCGGCCCGAGAGGAAUGAUGAUCAUGUUAAGACAACUUCUUCCAAGUUUCACCAACUAUCGUUUGUUUCACUUGUGGGCCAUUGUCUAGGAGGAAAUCCAAAUAUGGAGGAAUUAGGAGGCAACCUUAUGAAUGCUGCUAUUUUUUAUGUCUUUGAAAAUUGUGAUGAGUUACAGGAAUAUUCCAGG
Messenger RNA from Linum tenue, 390 nucleotides. Lineage: Eukaryota; Viridiplantae; Streptophyta; Magnoliopsida; Malpighiales; Linaceae. The record is from the annotation of a GenBank genome assembly.